This is a messenger RNA of Saprolegnia diclina VS20, 804 nucleotides long. RefSeq lists its product as hypothetical. The transcript has a single exon. The record is from RefSeq and is a predicted model, not a curated record. Gene Ontology annotation, biological process: ubiquitin-dependent protein catabolic process. NCBI's taxonomy places the organism in Eukaryota, Oomycota, Saprolegniomycetes, Saprolegniales, Saprolegniaceae. Gene Ontology annotation, molecular function: ubiquitin protein ligase activity; phosphatidylinositol binding. The coding region runs from base 1 to 804 and encodes 267 amino acids.
AUGCUACCACGCCGUCCAUGGUCCUCGUCGGAGCCGACCGCGCGCAUCGAAGCUCGGUACACGAAUGCCGAGAUCGAGCGCCUUGGCGCGGCCAGUGCCAGCGCUGCCAUCCAAGUGUCCAUCAACCACACGGCUAUCCACUUCGUGGAUGCACCGGCGUUCUUCUACACGGUGUACAUCAUGCAAAUAUGGUCGCCAGCGUCCAACGUGCUCUGGGUCGUGCGCCACCGCUACUCGACGCUCGCAAAGGUUCGCCAGCGUCUCCUCAAGGUCGUCAACGUCGUCAGCCGCAAGCAGCGUCGCGACCGCGCGACGAUUGCGGCGCUUCUCGCGCCACUCCAGCCCUUCCCAAAGAAGCACAUCUUUAUGGACACACCCAACGUCGUCGACGACCGCAAGCGCGGCCUCGCUGACUUUGUGCGCGCCAUGUUCCGCGUGCGUGAGCUCUGCGUUCUGCUGACGCUUGCCAACAGCACGCCGAUACCUCUCGCGCAGAUCGCCAAAAACGUUUUCGAUACGAUCGAAGAGAUGCUGGAGAUCCCACGACUGCAGAAGGAGCAAGACUGGAAGUGGCGCCAACGCAUCUUGUCGAUUGCGUCGGUACCCCACGGAAGCAAUGCCUUGGAUGCCAUGGACGACGAGGCACGCCACGACGGCUGCUCCAUCUGUCUCGAAGAUCUACACGGCGGCGAUACCUGCGUCUCGAGCGUCCAGCUCGCAUGUGCCCACGCCUUCCACCAGACCUGCGUCGCUGAGUGGCUCGUGCGCCAGUCCACUUGCCCACUCUGUCGUGCGCCCAUGUAA